AUGGAGCGCGCAAAUUCAUUGACUCGGAAACUCGAAGCUUGGAUCAGCAUUCAGCACCUUUACAUGCCUACAGUAGCCCCGCUGCGUGCACGUCAGGAUAGCACGAACACAUCCCCGGUUGCUGUUCAGGAUGUCAAGCUCUUUCUGCCGUCAUCACUGCCACGAGGAAUAUUAUCGGGGAUCAACUUCUUCCGCUAUGAGUGGGACUUUCGGUAUGCUCAGGCCGAGGAAGAGUUAAACUCCCUGCGCGGUUUUCUCCUGCUCCGUUCGCACAUGUUGAACUCAAAGCAACGGUUUUCACGAGGACAACGACAGAACACAAGAAGCCAAAAGCUUCUCUCCAAUGUAGAUGAGAAGAUUCGCGCAAGCGUUGCGAAGUACCGACAUAUCCGCCUCGCGCUUGAUUCACUCUCUGGCCCUUUGUUAGAAACCCGAUGGCGAGAAACCCUCCGACCGUUAGAAGAGGCUGACGUUUCUGGGCUCAGCUCUAUGGAUAAUUCUGGAAGUGAAGGCCGGAAGAGGCUCUCCUGGAUCUGGAAGGUUCACGGCACGGGUGCAAAUGCCGACGAAUGCACACAAUUAGCGCUUCGAAUCGAAUGGUGUAAAGCUCGCGCACGCGCCCAUAGAUGGCAAGAAGAGUGUGUACUUCUUGCAGAAGAGAUGCGUCGCGUCAUCGCAUUCUUCCAAUGGCAAUGUCGAUGGUGGAAGGCACAUAUGUCAAAUCUUUCCUCAACAGACGAUACGCUCACUGAGGGUCGGUAUGCGUAUGCAAUGCGGCAGGCCAACAUGAGGGAUGAAAUUGGAGCCCACUGUGAGCGUGAAUGGGAAGACUACCGGGUAAAGCUCGUUACUAUGGAGGGCCGCGAUGCAUACGCGAUGGUAGAAUGUCAUUGA
Messenger RNA from Cyclocybe aegerita, 894 nucleotides. Lineage: Eukaryota; Fungi; Basidiomycota; Agaricomycetes; Agaricales; Hemipholiotaceae. The record is from the annotation of a GenBank genome assembly.